CCUGCCUGUCUCCCAGUCAACAGCAGGAGCUGGGCUGGGAGCUGCUGGCCUGUAUUUCAGCAUCUUUGGGAGGUGGAGACGUGGCAAAGGCUGUAGCAGGCAGUGACAGGGACCCGAAAAGAGGCUGCCACAGGCGCAGGACUCAUGGAUGGGGACAUAGCGACUGGAAAGAUGGCGUCCCCUGUCUGUGCUAUGGCGCCCUUGGACAGCAUGGAAGUCCUUGACCUCCUGUUUGAUCGGCAGGAUGGCAUCCUGAGAAACAUGGAGCUGGCCGAGGGCUGGAUCCUCGCCAGAGAGGAGCAGAAAGUUCUACUAAAUUCUGACUCUGAUGAAUUCCUAAAUUGCAUUCUGGGACCUGGAGACUCUGAUCCCAGCUCCCCAUUAUGGUCCCCCGCUGAUAGUGACAGUGGCAUCUCUGAGGAUCUACCUUCAGACCCCCAGGACACCCCUCCUCGUAGUGGCACCGAACCAGCCAACACGGUAGCCAGGUGUCACACCAGUGAGCAAGGCAAGGGGCCCUGCCCCUCCUAUCUGCCCAGCACCCCAUGCCCUGAGCCUCCAAGGACACAAGUCCAGGAGUCCUCAGUGGCCAUUGACCUGGACAUGUGGAGCACAGACACCCUGUACCUGGAGGAGCCGACUGGCUCGCCCUCCCGCUUCAACCUCACUGUGAAGGAACUGCUGCUGUCCGGUGGCAGCGGGGACUUGCAACAGCAUUCCUUGGCUGCCUCCCAGCUGCUGGGACCUGGGAGUGGGCACUGCCAGGAGCUGGUGCUGACAGAGGAUGAGAAGAAGCUGCUGGCUAAAGAGGGGGUGACCCUACCCACCCAGCUGCCUCUCACCAAGUAUGAGGAACGAGUGUUGAAAAAAAUCCGCAGAAAGAUCCGGAACAAGCAGUCGGCUCAAGAAAGCAGGAAGAAGAAAAAAGAAUACAUUGAUGGUCUGGAGAACCGGAUGUCAGCAUGUACUGCCCAGAACCAGGAGCUGCAGAGGAAGGUUUUGCAUUUAGAAAAGCAAAAUUUGUCUCUUCUGGAGCAGCUGAAACACCUGCAGGCACUUGUGGUCCAGUCAACCAGCAAGCCAGCCCAUGCAGGCACCUGCAUAGCGGUCCUUCUGCUGUCCUUCGCCCUGAUCAUCCUCCCCUCCAUCAGCCCUUUCAACUCCAACAAAGUCGACAGCCCUGGAGACUUCGUGCCAGUGCGAGUGUUUUCCAGAACCCUCCACAACCACGCUGCAUCCCGAGUGGCUCCCGAUGUCACCCCAGGAUCUGAGGUCCCAGGACCUUGGCCCGACGUUGGUACCCCCCACAAAGGCCCUUCUUCCGGUGGCCUCAGUGCAGACUGGGGUAAUUUUCUGGAAAUUCCAAUGUUGGACAACCCAACAGAAGAGCUAGACAACUCCACCCUGGUGCUGGCCAACUCCACAGAGGACCUGGGACGGGCCACCCUGCUGGACUGGGUGGCUUCAGAACCACUGCUCAGCCCGGCCCGGGUUGGGCUGGAGAUGCCAGGGGAGAUGUGGCUGUCCUGGGUACCAAGGUGGCUUAGGGUCCGCGUGGUACAAGAUGCUUUGGGGGUGCUGUGACAGGCUGACUCAGACAGCCCUGGGGACGACAGCCUCCUGGAGAAGCUGACCCCCCAAGUCAGGGGGAAAUGGGAUUUCCAGGCACAGAGACAUGAAUGCCCUGGGGUAGAACAGGAACCAGAGUCCUUUACCCAUACAUGCAGACAGACUGACACGAACACCUGAACCCUACCCUCCAACCAUGGAGCUCCUACUCUCCCCUGACCACCAGGAAGAUGCAGAGCCUCUGGGACCUGGGCUUCCCAAAUCAAGGUUCAGCCCACAAACUUCCAUCUUCCUCUUUUGCAGAGAGGUCUUCCUCUUGUAGACCAGGCUGGUCUCAGAUUCACAGAGCUCUACCUGCCUCUGUCUCAAGUGCUAGGAUUAAAGGUGUGUGCACCACCUCCUUUUCUAAGACUGUGUGACCUUCAAUAAAGUAUUUUGACAAAACUG
Mus caroli (Ryukyu mouse) is the source of this 2016-nucleotide messenger RNA. It is a transcript of the gene Creb3l3, whose product is annotated as cAMP responsive element binding protein 3 like 3. Gene Ontology annotation, biological process: regulation of transcription by RNA polymerase II. The record is from RefSeq and is a predicted model, not a curated record. Lineage: Eukaryota; Metazoa; Chordata; Mammalia; Rodentia; Muridae. Gene Ontology annotation, molecular function: RNA polymerase II cis-regulatory region sequence-specific DNA binding; DNA-binding transcription factor activity, RNA polymerase II-specific. Gene Ontology annotation, cellular component: nucleus.